CCGAGGCACGUCUGGAUGGAAACGGCAGGGCCACAGAGAUAAGUUUCCAAUGGUUGUGAACACAUCAGACUGGUUGGUCCCAACCGCGGACCCGGAGCUGGACCCCUGCGGUAACUACACUGAAGCCUGGUUGUGGCUGAGCUCCCUGCAGCCGGCCUACCUGGGAUUGAUCAGCGUUGUGGGGUUGGUGGGGAACGGCCUGGUUCUCUGUGUGUUCUGCCUGCAGAGGAAGCCCUGCACCGUGGCAGAUGUCUACCUGGGGAACCUGGCAGCUGCCGACCUGGUCAUGAUGUCGUGCCUUCCCUUCUGGGCUUUCACCAUCGCCCGGGGUUACCAGUGGGACUUUGGAGAGGUCCUCUGUAAGUUAGUCAAUGUGGCCAUCUCUAUGAACUACAUCUGCAGUGUUCUGUUCCUCAUGCUGGUCAGCGUGGACCGCCAUCUGGCUCUGGGGAAACCCAUGAGCACCUGUCUUCUGAGGAGAGCUGCCUGCGCUAAACGUACCUGCCUGGGGAUCUGGAGCCUUGGCUUUCUCUAUACUCUACCCAUUAUGUUCUUCCGUACAGUGACGUAUGUAGAAGAUCCUGGUGUGGAUGCCUGCAUUCUGGCCUACCCGCACCCAGCAUGGAGAGUCCAACACAACAUCACAAGUAAUGUCUUGGGUUUCCUAAUCCCUGUCCUGGUUGUGGGUUACUGCAGUUAUCACAUCAUAGCUGUACUGAGGGACCGGAGAGCAGGAGGACUUCCCAGGGUGAGGACGGAAAGUAAGGCCACCUACUUGGUCCUGGCCGUGCUGGCUGUCUUCCUCUUCUGUUGGACACCACACCAGGUGAUGCGGUUUCUUGACACUCUGGAUUACUUUCAGGUCACACCUGGAUGCCUUUGGGGUCAUGUCCUGGACAUUGGCAUACAGCUGUCUACCUAUCUGGCAUACAGCAACAGUGCUGUUAACCCCUUCCUGUUUGUCAUUGUGGGGAAGCAUUUCAGAAGAAGGGCAAAGGAAGUGUUCGGAAAAACGUUGAACCCCUGGUCAAAAGACAUGUCCUACCUGACUGUGAGCUUCACCUCAGUGAACAGACUCAAUGAGACACAGCGUAUAAGUAUUGAAAAGUUUCAAAAAUCUGGACUAAAAAAGACUAUAUCAUGACUAAUGGGCUGGUCAAGCCAGUUCUAAUUCCAAAGUCAUCAAAUACUGUCGCUUUGACAGUGCUUUUGGUGUACCAUUGCAUUGACAAAAGUGAACUUUCGCAUCCAUAUGAGAUGCCUCUGGAUGGCAUCAGCUGAGAACGCGUCAGGACGGAACCACUUGUGGUGUUUAGUCACCAGACAGCUAGAGGGCACCUGCCAUGGCAGCCUUAUACCCCAACAGGCGGCAUAACUCAAGAAUACAACCUACAACCUAACCUGCCACAUGCGCAUGAUACCCAACCGGACAGCAUCAGGUUGAAACACUACCAAUAAUACAAAGAGCGUGUGGCCAAUGGAUGCUUCCAACAAACCCCGGACUUUCAUGCAGGAGUCCCAUGUUCGCUUCCCAUAUGAAUAUGAUGUGUUUUUUCAGCUUACCAUGUGCCUCCUUCCCCUAAUCCUAACUAUCCAUGCCAAUGAGGACUUGUUGCCUAGUCAGGCAGUGGAACGCCUGCAGUGAUCAACUUUCAAGCUGUCAUUGACUUUUUUGGCCACUUGAGGGCAGCAGAGUAAGCUGUAAACCCAACACUGACAUUAUCACUUUGUAAAGUUGCUUGUAAACAGUUAUUUAUUUACA
Messenger RNA from Plectropomus leopardus (leopard coralgrouper), 1762 nucleotides. Its product is annotated as B2 bradykinin receptor. Gene Ontology annotation, cellular component: external side of plasma membrane; membrane. The record is from RefSeq and is a predicted model, not a curated record. Gene Ontology annotation, molecular function: bradykinin receptor activity; C-C chemokine receptor activity; C-C chemokine binding. Gene Ontology annotation, biological process: immune response; cell chemotaxis; positive regulation of cytosolic calcium ion concentration. NCBI's taxonomy places the organism in Eukaryota, Metazoa, Chordata, Actinopteri, Perciformes, Serranidae.